CCCCAGAGCUGCAAACUCCCAGAGCUGCAAACCCCCAGAGCUGCAAACCCCCAGAGCUGCAAACUCCCAGAGCUGCAAACUCCCAGAGCUGCAAACCCCCAGAGCUGCAAACCCCCAGAGCUGCAAACUCCCAGAGCUGCAAACCCCCAGAGCUGCAAACCCCCAGAGCUGCAAACUCCCAGAGCUGCAAACCCCCAGAGCUGCAAACUCCCAGAGCUGCAAACUCCCAGAGCUGCAAACCCCCAGAGCUGCAAACCC
Messenger RNA from Volvox carteri f. nagariensis, 258 nucleotides. RefSeq lists its product as uncharacterized. The record is from RefSeq and is a predicted model, not a curated record. The annotation marks the transcript as partial. The transcript has a single exon. NCBI's taxonomy places the organism in Eukaryota, Viridiplantae, Chlorophyta, Chlorophyceae, Chlamydomonadales, Volvocaceae.